AAUCUUGGGGAUAAGGCUAAGUUUUGAUGACAUCAGUUUCGUCUGUCCUUUGUCCGAUUGAUAAAGUGCCGACCAUGGCAAAGCAGCAAAACCAUCUCCAUUUCUCAGCGACGGCUCUUCCAGUACUAGCUAGUAUAGUCGUCAAGUAGAACGAUGGCGUCUUCUCGUGUGACCUCCGCCUUGGCUCCUCUGUUGCGACGCUCUGUGGUAGCUAGUCGUCAUGCUUCGGCGCUUCAACGAGGCGGUGGAACUCCGCCGAUGCCUCCGUUUGCGAGGAUUCCUCCACCCACAGAACCGCUAGCAGAAAACAACGAUGCCAUUUGGGAUGACGGUGUAGCCCCGGAAUUGGCAUUGGAUUUUGACAUGCCGCACAUGAGUUCUCGAGAAGCUCUUGGAACUUGGAUGUUGGGCUUUGGUACCUUUGCUGUCUUCUUCCAGUUUCUCAAGGUGGUCUUUGACCCGGACGUGGACAAUCCAGCCAUGCCUCAUUCCACCAUGCUCGUUGACAAGGAUCAUGGAGAUGUUGGAGUUGCCAGGCCCACCAAUGGAAACCACUAACUACGCACAGUACUGAUCAUGCACCGUGGCUGCAUGGCUACCGGGAGCAGAUUUUAAUCUGAACGAUCUACCACCAUUGUUGCAUGGCGCAUAAUAUACGUGUGAUUUAUACCGAAUGGCAUAAUGCUAAGAGUACAGUUUACUUUU
This is a messenger RNA of Seminavis robusta, 705 nucleotides long. NCBI's taxonomy places the organism in Eukaryota, Bacillariophyta, Bacillariophyceae, Naviculales, Naviculaceae. The record is from the annotation of a GenBank genome assembly.